AUGAAAUUCUUCCUAACCAUAAUCGCUGUACUGGCUUUGGCGUUGCCCGCCUUUGCCAUUACCAUAGAUCGUUGUACCGUGGUGAAGAAAAUGUCUUCGAUGGGUGUACCCAAAUCGGAUUUACCCAAAUGGGCUUGUAUUGCAGAACGUGAAUCGAAUUAUCGUCUACAUGUAGUUGGUCCCAAAAAUCGUGAUGGUACGCAGGAUUAUGGUAUUUUCCAAAUCAAUAAUCGAUGGUGGUGCAAGGAUGCCAGUGGCCGGAAAACUGCUAAUGGUUGUAAAAUUGCCUGUAAUGAUUUGUUGGAUAAUUUGGAUGCAUCUGCGAAAUGUGCACUCACCGUUAAAAAACAGCAGGGUUGGAAGGCAUGGUCCACCUUAAAAUAUUGUGAAGGAAAAUUGCCCAGUGUGGAUGCCUGCUUCUGA
Messenger RNA from Musca vetustissima, 423 nucleotides. RefSeq names its product inactive lysozyme 1A-like. The transcript has a single exon. The record is from RefSeq and is a predicted model, not a curated record. Bases 1 to 423 code for a protein of 140 amino acids. NCBI's taxonomy places the organism in Eukaryota, Metazoa, Arthropoda, Insecta, Diptera, Muscidae.